UAGUCAUUCUGUUUCUUCACCUACACAGUUGUCUGUCUGAUGCUUGGGCUUUGUUGAAAAGAAGCCACACAGAAAAUGAGGAUAUGGUCAUGUACUUCCUCCAGGCCUGUAAAGGUGUGAAUCUACAUGUUGAAGCUGUAAAAUACAUUUGCCAUGGAUGCCACGUGGGUUAAUCUACAUUAACUCAUAAAUACUACUUUACUUCACACUGCUAAGGCACACUGCUAAAACAGCUUUUCUAACUCUUGAUCAGGGUGAAGAAGACUGCAGCAAAGUUGAAGUAUGUAUCUUGCAGCAGAAGAAUAAAGAUUGUUUUAGUGAAAUGAUACCCAGCCCACUGUCUGCUACACUGUAUCAGAAUCAGGCGGAGAGAACGUCUUCAGAGGAACUGGUCAAACUGGUCAUGAAGGCUGUGACAGAAAUGAGAAAACCAAAUCCCAGCAUAAGUGAGGUUGUGUGGCCAAAGAAACCAAAGAGAAAAUCAAACAGCAGAGAAAUAUUUCUGUCAGUGCAGGCUAUGCGCCGCCUCACUCCAAGCCCAUUCUCAAUGGAAGCUGUGAAAGAAACCGAACAAACAGCAAAUACACAGGAUGGCCAAGGGGAACACUAUGCUCUCCAUUCUGUAUGUAGUUUAAGUCCCCAUAGUUUUUUUUUAAUGCAUAUGUAUUUUCAAGUGAAACAGUCACAGAUCUUUGUGUCUCUGUUACAGAAUCAAUCUGAAACACCGGAUAUUCUGACUUCUGAGAAUCAAAGGUCUUUGUCUGCUCUUUCUUUCUCCUCUGCCUCAUCAGCACCUCUGUUGAAACAUCCUCACUUCUUUGACAGCACCAUAACUUUGCAGAGGAUUUCAGCUUUUCUCACUGAUCAGGAGAUCCAAACUAAAGAAGAUGAUGAAGACGAUGAGGACAAUUUCACCUCAGUGGAUGAUUCUUUGCCACAAUGCUGGGAGCCAAAACUGUCACCAGAUGGCGCCACAGAACAACUUUCCCUCUGUGACUUAGAUAAAAGUUUAAAGUCCCAAGAUAAAGUAACAGCUUAUGCUUUGCAAGGUGGAGAAGAUGACAGGAAGUACACACCAGGAGAGCAAGUUGCUGAUGAUUCUCCCAAAAUGGCCACUUCAGGCUCCCACAAAAGGGAAGACCAGUCAGAUGGUUUUCUGGUGAUAUCAGCAGACCAGAAAGGGGAUGAGCACCACCAGCAAAAGGAAGCUCUGGGAUGUGGCAUUCAAGACUUCUCCAGUACACCAUCAACAACCCUCCAAGAUCCAGUGACUGACCUAAACCAAAGGUUGGUUUCAGAGGACAACAGUGGCCCACCAACAAUUGAUAACACCACGUCUUCCUGUCUGCUUGGCCCCUCAUUCACCAACAGACUGGCCAACGUCACCGAUUUCUCUGCAAAGCAAACAGAUGACAAACAGGCAGAAGGAAAGGAGCUUGCAGGUUGGAAAGGGAAGGCUCCACAACAAAGAGUCAUGAGUGGAAGAACACAAUCCAGAAAAGGCAAACGAGUGAAGAGAACAUGAUGAAAAUAAUGUAUGAAAAAAAGAGUUUUUUGAAGACAUGAAUCUCGUUUAUAUAUCAUGAACUCACACUCUGUAACACUGACCGAUCAACUAAACAUUGGACAUACCAGCAACAUGCAGUACAUAUUUUCUUGAAUGUUUCUCAGAACUAUAUCUGAAAGUGUCACAAACAUUAUUAUAUAUAUAUAUAUAUUUUCACCAUUGUCUGUUCAAUAUUAAAAUGAUACAUGCUGUUCCAGAUAAUAACACAAAUACACCACAUUAAAAAUCCACUGAUGUUAUCUUUGGAAGUGAUUCCACUCUUUACAUUCUUUGCUGGCUUCCCCCAUGCAUGGAAAAAAAUGUGAUGUUUGCUUUGCAACCAUAGUAUCUCAUGAAAAAUGGAUGACCUCCCAAUGCUUUCUUCAGCCCAUUCCCCUCUAUAUUUACUCAGAGUCCAGGGAAUGCAUUUGGGUUAGCAUCCCUCCCCUUAUCCCUCUCUUGUUCGGGUGAGUGAAUAACUUAACACAUAUUUCAGGUUGACACACUUCUCCUGCGGAUCUCCCCUGGGCGCCCAGUUCACGAGCCCACACGUUGUAUUAUUUAAAAAUGGGCUUUGGAAUUCUGCUCAUGUAAUUUGCUCUUCGGGCUUUUUUUAAAUUUAAGACUUUGCCCUUGCGGUUGUUGUAGCACUUCUGAUACCAGAGGUUGUCCAAGGUCUAAUCAGAUAAGACAUCAGCUCGACUACAUUUAGUUAAUUUUGUGUUGAU
This is a messenger RNA of Xiphophorus couchianus (Monterrey platyfish), 2274 nucleotides long. RefSeq lists its product as uncharacterized. The coding region runs from base 323 to 1525 and encodes 400 amino acids. The record is from RefSeq and is a predicted model, not a curated record. Lineage: Eukaryota; Metazoa; Chordata; Actinopteri; Cyprinodontiformes; Poeciliidae. The transcript has 6 exons.